AUGGCCUCUCGCCAGGGCGUCGUCUCGAUAUCCAGCCGCACAGUCAGACCAUUGCACAGCAGAUCAAGCCAUCUCUACAGCGCCGAAGCAGCUGCCACAGCUCAGCCAGCAACACAUCAAGUUGAUUAUGCACCUUCACUGCUCGGUGAGAUCGCCGCGAGAAGAGCCAAGGCGGGAAAGCUGGUAGCAGGCAUUGCUGCUGCAUCUGAUAGUGACAUGUUCAAGGGACCCCAAACGGGAAAACCGAAAGCGAAAAGAUGGGACAAUCACCUCACUGCUGAGAGCAGAUCGAGGGAGCCCUGCUCUCUCAAGCAAGCUGCCAAGCAUCUAAAACAGCCCGGACUCAUCUCCCUCGGCGGCGGCCUGCCCUCCAGCGAGCUGUUCCCCCUCGAUGAACUCGACAUGAAAGUUGCCAUGCCGCCAGACUUUUCGGAGAAGGCAACGACCACUCACGGACAAAGGGUCACCAUCGGCAAAUACGACGCCCGCGAUCGUGACGGCACCUACGAUCUGUCUAUCGCGCUCAACUAUGGCCAGGCCACAGGAUCUGCUCAGAUGCUUCGAUUCCUUACUGAGCACACCGAGAUUGUUUGCAAGCCGCCCUACGCUGACUGGAGAAUCUGCCAGACUAUUGGCAGUACCGGAGCAUUGGAACAGGCGCUGCGCAUGUUUUUAGACAAGGACCGUGGUGAUUCCGUCUUGACGGAAGAUUUUAGCUUCUCGACGGCUUUAGAGACCAUCGCUCCCCUGGGUGUCAAGGCUUAUGGCAUCCCGAUCGACGAACAAGGUCUCAUCCCCGAAGCCAUGGACGAGCUUCUCACCAACUGGGACGAAACCGCAAGGGGAUCCAGAAAGCCGCACCUCUUAUACACGGUUCCCUCGGGACAGAACCCAACCGGAGCAACUCAGGGCCUCGAGAGGAGGCAGGCCAUCUACCGAGUUGCGCAAAAGCACGACAUAUUCAUCCUGGAAGAUGAGCCGUACUACUUCCUCCAGAUGCAGCCGUAUACGGGCCGCGGCCAGCCCGAUGCCCCUGCGCCGAGCAAUGUUGAGGAAUUCGUCUCAUCUCUCAUUCCCACAUACGUCAGCAUGGAUGUCGACGGCCGAGUAAUGCGAAUGGAUUCUCUUUCAAAGGUUCUGGUCCCGGGAUCCCGUCUUGGAUGGAUCGUCGCCUCGGAGCAGAUUGUCGAAAGAUACCAACGCCACGCCGAGGUCGCCAGUCAAGGACCAAGUGGCUUCUCACAAGUCAUUGUCCACAAGCUGCUGGAUGAGACAUGGGGCCACGAGGGUUAUCUGCGGUGGUUGAUGAACCUGCGGCUGGAGUACACCAAGAAGAGAGACGCGCUGCUAGCUGCUUGCGAGGAUAACUUGCCGCGGGAUCUCGUCAGCUGGACGCCUCCCGCCGCGGGCAUGUUUUUGUGGUUUACUAUUGACCACACCAAGCACCCCAAGGCGGACAGCAGCAGCCUUUUGGAGAUUGAGCAGGAAAUCUUCGAUUCGUGCAUCAAGAGCGGCGUGCUCGUCGCCCGAGGAUCAUGGUUCCUCACGGAAAAGGACUCUGCUCUGCCAGGCCUGUACUUCCGUGCUACGUUUGCUGCGGCUAGCGCUGAGAACAUGAACGCGGCUAUCGCGAGAUUUGGCCAGGCCGUCAAGGAUAGCUUUGGGAGGAAGUAA
This is a messenger RNA of Trichoderma virens Gv29-8, 1674 nucleotides long. RefSeq lists its product as uncharacterized. The transcript has 4 exons. Bases 1 to 1674 code for a protein of 557 amino acids. Lineage: Eukaryota; Fungi; Ascomycota; Sordariomycetes; Hypocreales; Hypocreaceae. The record is from RefSeq and is a predicted model, not a curated record. Gene Ontology annotation, biological process: aromatic amino acid catabolic process; L-tyrosine biosynthetic process. Gene Ontology annotation, molecular function: pyridoxal phosphate binding; aromatic-amino-acid:2-oxoglutarate transaminase activity; L-2-aminoadipate:2-oxoglutarate transaminase activity.